Messenger RNA from Protopolystoma xenopodis, 1341 nucleotides. NCBI's taxonomy places the organism in Eukaryota, Metazoa, Platyhelminthes, Monogenea, Polystomatidea, Polystomatidae. The record is from the annotation of a GenBank genome assembly.
AUGUAUAAACCUCGUCUUGACCCAUUUCGUGUCAAGAAUGAAAUUAAAGUCAAAAAACAAAAGAGGACCCAGGGCUCUUCUCAUUACAGACCUAAAGCCCCCACGGAGUUAGUGCAGCUCCCUCCUCUUAAUAAAGAUGCCUCGCCAACAGAGCAACAGGACCUUUUUAUAAAAAAACUGCAACAGUGCUGUGUUGUCUUCGAUUUCUCUGAUCCAAUUAGCGAUAUGGGCAGCAAAGAGAUUAAACGCUCUUGUCUAAAUGAAUUAGUAGAUUACGUGACUGUCACCCGCGGCGUCUUGCAAGAUAACACCUACCAUUACAUUGUUACCAUGAUUGCAUGUAAUAUAUUCAGGACUUUGCCUCCAAGUGACAAUCCUGAUUUCGACCCCGAAGAAGAUGAUCCUGUCCUUGAAGCAGCUUGGCCACAUCUUCUGUAUGUCUAUGAAUUCUUCCUCAGAGUCCUUGAAUCUUCUGAAUUCCAACCCAGUAUUGCAAAGAAAUAUAUUGAUCAGAAAUUUGUACUUCAGUUGCUAGAACUUUUCGAUAGUGAAGAUCCUAGGGAGCGUGAUUUGCUCAAAACUGUCGUGCAUCGAAUUUAUGGUAAAUUUCUUGGGCUCAGAUCUUUCAUACGGAAACAGAUAAAUAAUAUAUUCCUGAGGUUUAUAUACGAGACCGAAAUGUUUAAUGGAGUUGGUGAGUUGCUCGAAAUCUUAGGAAGUAUCAUCAAUGGCUUCGCUCUCCCCCUUAAGGCAGAGCACACUCGUUUUCUCGCCAAAGUUCUAAUUCCUCUGCACAAAGCUAGGUCUCUCGGAUUCUUCCACGCUCAGCUUGCCUAUUGUGUCGUCCAAUUCCUUGAAAAGGAUCCAUCAUUAACCGAACAGGUUGUCUUGGGGCUUCUUAAGUUUUGGCCAAAAACCUAUUCGCAAAAGGAAGUGAUGUUUCUUGGUGAGAUAGAAGAAGUUCUUGACAUUAUUGAACCCCAACAAUUUGGAAAAAUUAUGGUUCCUCUUUUCAAGCAAAUAGCCAAGUCUGUAUCAAGCUCUCAUUUCCAGGUUGCUGAACGCGCGCUUUACUAUUGGAAUAAUGAGUAUAUUGUUUCGUUGAUUGAGGAGAACAACCAGGUCCUCUUGCCAGUACUUUUCCCCUCACUCUAUAGGAUCUCGAGAGAACAUUGGAACCAAAAUAUUGUCUCCCUUAUAUACAAUGUCCUCAAGACCCUUAUGGAAAUGAAUGAAUACCUUUUCGAUGAACUAACCAAUAACUACAAAGCGGAACGUCAAAAUUGCUUUAUUCCCUACCCAUCUCGCACUGUUCAGUGUCGGCUAAGUAGGCAAAACUAG